Hibiscus syriacus is the source of this 1069-nucleotide messenger RNA. RefSeq names its product ninja-family protein AFP3-like. Bases 101 to 982 code for a protein of 293 amino acids. Gene Ontology annotation, cellular component: nucleus. Gene Ontology annotation, biological process: response to abscisic acid; signal transduction; negative regulation of DNA-templated transcription. The record is from RefSeq and is a predicted model, not a curated record. The transcript has 2 exons. NCBI's taxonomy places the organism in Eukaryota, Viridiplantae, Streptophyta, Magnoliopsida, Malvales, Malvaceae.
CAUAGGCCAAAGGCAGUAGCUUUAUUUCAAGAGGGAGAAGAAAAGAAAGAAAAAAAAAGAAAAUUGUUUCUUGUUGGCUGUGGUUUGGGUUUUCCAUCUAAUGUUUCCAUCGAAAACGGGGUCACAAGCAAGUGAAAACACGAGUAGUAGCAUCAGUAGCAGCAGCAGCAAAGAGAUGAAUCUUUCUCUGCAAACGGAGAAUUACCCCAGAAAUCUAUUACAAAGGUUCACCCCGAGUGAAACCCAAGCUUCAACAAGAAGUGAAGAAGAACAAGUGGAACUGAAUCUUGGGUUAUCAUUAGGGGGUAGAUUUGGGGUUGAUAAGCAUGCAAACAAGCUGAAAAGGUCAUCGUCCAUUGCUGGUUCGAUACCGAUUUUCAGGGAGAUCGAUGAUGCCGAUACUACUCCACCGUCUGUUCCUCGCCCGACUCUCGUGAGAGCAUCUUCUUUGCCUACCGAGACCGAGGAAGAGCGGAGGAAGAGAAAAGAGUUGCAGACCCUAAGAAGAAUGGAAGCUAAGAGGAGAAGAUGUGAGAAGCAAAGGAGCUCCAGAGAGGAAAAUAAAGCACUUCAAGGAGCUAGAAGUAGUGGUGAAGCAAGAAGCUCCGGUUGUUCUCUAUCCUCGGAAGAUCAAGGCAAUCGAGAGGCUACCGGUUCUUGGGGGACAGAGACGGGUGAAUUCGGCAGAACUCCCAGCCUGCUGUGUGAAACUCUACAUAAGACGAAUGAAAAUAAGGGGAAAGAACGAGGGCACGCGAUGGAAGACAUGCCUUGUGUUUUCACAAAGGGAGAAGGCCCUAAUGGGAAAAGAGUAGAUGGUAUAUUAUACAGGUAUGGAAAGGGAGAGGAAGUGAGGAUAAUGUGUGUAUGCCACGGCAGUUUUCUGUCUCCGGUAGAGUUUGUCAAGCAUGCGGACGGUGGCAAUGUGGAUCACCCCCUUAGGCAUAUAGUUAUAAACCCUUCCUUUGCUUCCCUUUCGUAAUCCCCCUCGAAAAUUGAUUUUCUGAUGUUUCAUAGGACCAUUUUCGACUGCACCUCUUUCGGUUAUGUGGUUUCUUAGAAGAAAAAA